Molecule: messenger RNA, 2097 nt
Organism: Arachis duranensis
Lineage: Eukaryota; Viridiplantae; Streptophyta; Magnoliopsida; Fabales; Fabaceae
Product: amino acid transporter AVT1I-like
Exons: 4
Coding region: 741-1952 (403 amino acids)
Cellular component (GO): plasma membrane
Source: RefSeq, a predicted model, not a curated record
UGUAAUAAUCUUUACUUAUUUGUUAUUUUAUUGGUUGAGUUGGUAUUCUAGUAAAACAGUUAUUUUAAAUAUCAUUGUACGAAUUAUUUGAAUAGAAUAAUUUUCAAAAUACCAAUAAUCAGGGGUGUGCUAUUUGGGAUGUUAUUUAUUGAUUAAUUGAAGAUUAAUGCAUGAUCAAUUAUUUAUGCUUAAAUAUGUUUUAAAUUUCAUUAGAUACAUAAAAAUAUUUAAGUUAUAUAACAACUCUAUAUUUUUAGCAAUGGGAGAACAUGUCACCACCUUCAUAAGUAUCAAUUAUUAUCCUUAAUAAUUUAUUUGUUUAAUUUUGUUAUAAUAUAAAAAAAAUAAAUAACAAAAAAAAUUAGGUGACCAAUAUUUUUUUCUUAUAUUUUAAACCAAUAUUAACCAACUUCUCUUUUUUUUCCCAUUAAAAAUGUAGGUCUCAAGCAUUUCCAAAUAAUGAAAUAGAUCUUAUUAUAAGUUAAAAACCAAUAAUUAGACCUGUUCGAGGAGAAAACAUUUCCCUAGUAUUUUUUUUUUUUCAAAAUAUAUCCAAAUAUGGUAAGUAUUUUUUUUUUCAUAUUACAAGCACACACUAAUUGGCUCAUUUGACUAUAAAGUGAUGGAUCAUGACAUGUGGGUGGACUUGAGUGUGGAGCCAUUGCUGGCCUCCUAAAGAGGAACGUCCAUGGUGAUUCAUUUUUGACAACAACUCCAAUUAGAAGACUAUUACUGUUAUCAUGGAGAGCCAAAAUUCAGGAGAAUCCCUUAGAGGAGGAACAUCCUUCUUCAAAACAUGUUUCAAUGGACUUAAUGCCUUGUCAGGUGUUGGGAUACUCUCAAUGCCAUAUGCAGUGUCUCAAGGAGGGUGGAUGAGUUUAAUUUUGCUCCUCAUUGUUGCUACUGUGUGUUGGUACACAGGAUUGCUUCUUCAAAGGUGCAUGGACGCACAUCCAUUAAUCAAAUCCUACCCUGACAUAGGCGAGGUUGCUUUCGGUUACAAAGGAAGAACCAUGGUAGCCAUCUUCAUGUACUUAGAGCUCUAUUUAGUUGCGGUAGAGUUUCUCAUACUAGAAGGUGACAAUCUUGAAAAGCUGUUUCCAAACAUGGAUUUCAAGAUUGGUAGCCUUAGAAUUGGAGGCAAAGCCGGUUUUGUGUUGCUAACUGCGCUCGCAAUACUACCCACAACAUGGUUGAAAAGUUUGGGAGUUCUGGCCUACAUUUCUAUUGGUGGGGUUGUGGCUUCUCUUAUUUUGAUUGUUUGUGUUGUGUGUGUUGGUGAAGUUGAUGGAGUUGGAUUUCAUCAAAAAGGAGACAUGAUUCAUUGGAAAAGGUUGCCUUCUUCUGUGAGUCUCUUUGCGUUCUGUUAUUGUGGACAUGCAGUCUUUCCUACAUUGCGUAAUUCCAUGAAAGAUAGAACUCAAUUUUACAAGGUUUUGAUAAUAUGCUUCAUCACAAGCACUAUAACCUAUGGGUCCAUGGCUACCAUAGGGUAUAAGAUGUUUGGAGAACAUGUGAAUUCGCAGGUGACCUUAAAUCUUCCAACAAAGAAAAUAAGCACCAAGAUAGCAAUUUACACAACAUUAAUCAACCCUUUCUCUAAGUAUGCUGUUAUAAUCACCCCAAUAGCCAAUGCUGUUGAAGAAACAUUAUUUUUGUACAAGGGUAGACCUAUUGCCAUCCUCAUCAGAACCACUAUUGUGCUAAGCACUUUGCUUGUGGCAUUAUUUGUUCCCUUUUUCGGCUAUGUUAUGGCAUUUAUCGGCGCAUUUUUGAGUGUCACGUGUUCAUGGAUUCUGCCAUGCUUGUGCUACUUAAAGAUGAACAAAGCAGCUCAAAAGUUUGGAAUAGAAUUGGUUAUCAUUAUAGGAAUUUUGUUUACAGGGUCAAUUAUUGCUCUACUUGGCACUUACAUCUCUGUAACUCAGAUAGUAAGUCAUAUCAAAUUAUGAACAUGGAGCGUUCAAAGUUUUCUAAAUACUAGUUAAUUAAGCAAACCUAUUGGUUAUGUGCGUGAUAUCAAAUCAAAUUAAAUAGUGUUUCAAUGGAUGAAAUGUGUGUGACGUACUUAUAUUCCAAUGAAUAUUGUCCUAAAGC